AUGUCUGAGGAGUCGAAGCCCCUCAAUCCCGCCGUAGAGGACGUCGAUUCUGGCUCCGACGUCGAAGACCAAACUGCCGAGACCGGCGCUGUCGCAUCCCCAACAGAAGGUUCCGCGGUGCCCAAGAAGAAGAAGAAGAAGUCAAAGAAGAAGAAGAUUUCGAACUUGCUCAAGAGUGAUGCGCAGAAGACUGCUGAGGCGUUUAUUGGGAAUAUGGAUGAUCCUAGUGUCACGAAGGAGAACAGUGCGCAGCUGUUGACCAAGAACAAUAUGAGCUUGGACCCGGCGCUUGGACAGCAGAGUCUCGAGCAACUCCUGAAGCAAGUAAAAUUGCAGGAGUUGCUGACUGGUAUGGCGCCUGGAGGAAAGAAUAAGAAGGAUAUGGCGGACUACAAGUUCUGGAAGACACAGCCGGUAGCACCACUGGGCGAGAACGUCGAGCAGGAUGGUGUCAUUCAGGAAGGCAACGUCUCCAAGAUUCCAAAGGAGCCUCUUCCUAUGCACAAGGAGUUCGAGUGGGUGACGAUGAACCUCGAGGACCCCGCAGAGCUCAAGGAACUGUACGAACUCCUUACUGCAAACUAUGUCGAGGAUGACGAUGCCAUGUUCCGCUUCGACUACUCCGCUUCCUUCCUGGACUGGGCCCUGAAGUCUCCGGGAUGGUUGAAGGAGUGGCAUGUCGGUGUGCGUGUCGCCAGCAGUAAAAAGUUGGUUGCGUUCAUCAGUGGUAUUCCGUUGGAUUUGAGAGUACGAGACCGCGUGUUGAAGGCGUCUGAGAUCAACUUCUUGUGCGUACACAAGAAGCUGAGAAGUAAGCGUCUGGCACCGAUCCUCAUCAAGGAGAUCACGAGAAGAUGUAAUUUGGAGGGUGUGUUCCAGGCUAUCUACACUGGUGGUGUUGUUCUGCCGACGCCCGUGUCUGUUUGCAGGUACUACCACCGCUCGUUGAACUGGCCUAAGUUGUGUGACGUUGGAUUUUCGGCGUUGCCCCGCGGCUCUACCGUGGCUCGCCAGGUAUUGAAGUACAAAUUGCCCGAAAAAACGAAGACCAAGGGCUUGAGACCAAUGACGUACGCAGAUGUUCCGCGGGUCGGAAACUUGCUCAGGAGGUUCUUGUCCAGAUUUGAGAUGAGUCAGGGAUUUGAUGAUGCGGAAGUUGCGCACUGGAUGUUGCAGAAUGAGAGCAUCGCGAAGAAGGAUCGUGUUAUUUGGGCAUAUGUUGUGGAGGAUGGGGCUGGGAACAUCACGGACUUCUUCUCGUUCUAUUCGCUUCCGUCGUCGAUUAUUGGACACCCGCAGCAUAAGGUGCUCAAUGCGGCUUACCUCUUCUACUACGCUACUGAGACCGCAUUCCUCGAGCUUCCUGAGCACGAUCUUCGUCCGAAGUUGUCGGCGCGUCUCAACGAGCUCGUCAACGACGCCCUUGUCCUCGCAAAGAAAUUGGAGUUCGACGUGUUCAACGCGCUUUCAUUGGCGGAUAACGCGAUGUUCUUAGAUGAGCAGAAGUUUGGAGCUGGUGAUGGGUAUUUGAACUUUUAUUUGUUCAACUACAAGGCGAGACCGAUGACUGGUGGAUUCUUGCCCAAUGGACAGUUGGAUCAGGCUGGGAGGAGUUCCGUUGGGUUUGUUCCUCUCUAA
Saitoella complicata NRRL Y-17804 is the source of this 1638-nucleotide messenger RNA. RefSeq names its product N-myristoyl transferase. Gene Ontology annotation, biological process: N-terminal peptidyl-glycine N-myristoylation. The record is from RefSeq and is a predicted model, not a curated record. Bases 1 to 1638 code for a protein of 545 amino acids. Lineage: Eukaryota; Fungi; Ascomycota; Saitoellomycetes; Saitoellales; Saitoellaceae. Gene Ontology annotation, cellular component: cytoplasm. The transcript has a single exon. Gene Ontology annotation, molecular function: glycylpeptide N-tetradecanoyltransferase activity.